AUGAGUUGGGGACUUCGUCUGGAAUGGUAUCGAGAACCUUUCUACGGUACAUAUGGCUUACUGUUCCAAGAGUCAGUUUCGAGUUUGGUGUCGACUGAAAGUUUGGCUUUUAUAAUGGAUUGUGAGUUUCGAGUUAGGUGUCGGUAUCACUGUGUCUAUUUAAUUGGUAGAUGGAAUGGUGUGAAUGGUAGGUGGUAUGCGGAAGAUAGAAUGUCAAUGACUGAGAUAGAUGCCAUGGUCAAAGAGUUAGGGCACGAAGGUUUGAUUAACUACUGGUACAGUAUUCCAGGUGAUAGUUUUGAUGGUGACCAUGAGGAUGCAGAUGUCUUAGACAUGCUAGUAUUUGUGCCAGACACUAGGUUGAAAAGAAAAUCAAGAAGCAGGUGGAAAGGCAAAGAGUUGAAUGAAGAAGGGUUGAUUGAUGAAGCUUCUAAACAAGGCAAAGAAACUGCCACUGUGAAUAAUGAGGAGAAUUCUGACAAAGGCCAAGAAAAGCCAAGUCAGGGUUGUUCUGAUAAAGGCAAAGGCAAGGAUAAAGACAUGUCACAUAGGGUGAAGCGUGCAUUUGGAAGGGUUGAUGGCGUCAGGACUGAGUUUCAAAGGCAUUCUAUGAUGUUGAGAAGUGGAAGAAGAUUGGCAAAUGCUGCAAACUUUGAAGAUGAAGAUGAUGAUGCUUCUGAUAGUGAGGACUCAAACUAUAUGAUUCCCAAGAACUUUAGUGAAGAUAAAGAUGAAGAUGAUGUUUUUUUUAAUGAAUGGGUGGAUGACCAAACUGAAUGGACAUGGGUUAAAGAAACUGGGAACGAGGUUGUUCCUGAUUGGCCUACAGAUGUUGAAUUGGAUUCUAAAGAUUAUGAGUGCAAGGAUUAUGCCAAGUAUAAUUAUGAUGAGGAAGUUGAUAAGAAUUGGCUAAAGUUCAAUGCUGCAACUGAUAUGGUAGAUCCAAAGUUUGAUAUUGGGAUUUUGUUUAGUGAUUGUAAGGUGUUUAGGGCAGCUGUCAGAGAAUACUCCAUCUUGCAGAAUAAGGAUGUAGUGUUUAUUAGGAAUGAGGCUUUGAAGCUGAAGGCAGUUUGUGGGGACCCAAAUUGUGGGUGGAUGAUAUAUGCUUCAAAAAUGCAACAUGAGAACACAUUGCAAGUGAAGACAUAUAUAGUCAGGUCAUUCAAGCAGACUGUUGAGAAGGAUUAUAAUAUAGGGGUGUCAAGACAACAAGUGUAUAGGGCAAAAGAUAAGGCACUAAAGCUGAUUGAGGGCAGUUUCAAUGAAUAA
Molecule: messenger RNA, 1269 nt
Organism: Prunus armeniaca (apricot)
Lineage: Eukaryota; Viridiplantae; Streptophyta; Magnoliopsida; Rosales; Rosaceae
Source: the annotation of a GenBank genome assembly